UCAAUGUCAAUUGUCAUGUAAUUUUCCUUCUUGGAGGGCUUCGCUUGGGCCAUCGAUUUCGUGGAUUUUUUGUAUUUAUACGACGCUUCCAAGGCCGAGAACGUUACUCAGGAAGCACUGUAUUCCAGUAAACCACUUUCGGGCCUAUCAGCUUCUUAUACGUAAGUUUUCAUUCAAAAUGUCUGACGAAAUUGACGAAUAUUUUGAUACGGCUUUGGCCCUGGUAAAAUCUGCGGGAAACCUUAUGACAGAGCAUGUAGGAGGCUGUAAAACCUUCGAACUGAAGUCCUGUGCUAUCGAUUUGGUGACCGAAGUCGAUAAGAAUGUGGAAAAAACGCUUAUUGAGGGCUUAUCUAAGAAAUAUCCAUCUCACAAGUUCAUCGGAGAAGAAUCCGUCGCUGAUGGCGUCAAAUGCAUUUUAACUGAUGCUCCUACGUGGAUUAUCGACCCAGUAGAUGGUACAAUGAAUUUUGUCCAUGGAUUCCCACACAGCUGCAUAUCACUUGGUCUUUCUAUCAAUAAAGAGGUGGUUGCUGGUAUUAUCUACAAUCCUCUCCUACAGCAACUUUUCACGGCUAAGAAAGGUAAAGGCGCCUUCCUGAAUGACAGACAAAUACAUGUGUCUAAGAUCACAGCACUUAAGGAUGCUUUGGUAACAUUUGAAGCAGGUACCAGUAGUGAUGAAGAGAAACGUAAAGUUGUGUUUGAAAACUUCCAAAGAAUCAUAAAGAAUGGUCAUGGAGUUAGAGCUUUAGGUUCAGCAGCAUUAAACAUGGCUAUGGUGGCACUUGGAGGGGCCGAUGCCAACUUUGAAUUUGGUAUUCAUGCCUGGGAUAUAGCUGCUGGUGAUAUAUUGGUUCGAGAGGCUGGUGGAGUGGUUAUAGACCCAUCUGGAGGGCCACUUGAUAUUCUAUCUCGUCGAGUACUUUGUGCAAGUACUAAAGACCUAGCUGAGGAAUUGUCCAAAACAAUAGUCCAAUAUUACCCUGAAAGGGACUAAGGUACAUUGAGAGGCACUAACACUAACCACCUUACAAAUAAAAAAUAAACCAGGGAUGAACGUGACUUUGAGUAUUUGACAGCCAAGCAAAAUUUAAUCGAAUUAUCAUACAAUUAGACUGAACUUUGCUUGGCUGUCAAAUACUAAACCCACAUUCAUCCCUGGUUUAUUUUUUAUUUGUAAGGUGGAUAGUGUUCACAACUUUAUAAUCAUGUUACAUAAAUAGAUGUGUAUGUAUGUCACUUGAUUCAUUAUUAUUAUAAUCUCAUACAAAUCCUGUGAAAAUGUAAUUGAAAAUGUACCUAAUUAUAGCCUACAAGCAGGCUUUAGUUAUUAUUUACUCUGAAUCAAUAUUAUGUGUUAUGAUUUCUUUCAAUUGUGAUUUAAUAAAAUCUCUUUCUUAACUAUUUAGCAAUCAUAUACUUACCAAAUGUACUUAGUGUUACCAAAAAUUUGAUUGUGAUUUGUAUUUUGAGUUAUUAAUGGUUAUUAAUAAUAAUAGGAAUAUUUUAACCUAGUACUUAAUGUUA
This is a messenger RNA of Pectinophora gossypiella (pink bollworm), 1530 nucleotides long. RefSeq names its product inositol monophosphatase 1. The transcript has a single exon. Gene Ontology annotation, biological process: phosphatidylinositol phosphate biosynthetic process; signal transduction; inositol metabolic process. NCBI's taxonomy places the organism in Eukaryota, Metazoa, Arthropoda, Insecta, Lepidoptera, Gelechiidae. Bases 179 to 1000 code for a protein of 273 amino acids. The record is from RefSeq and is a predicted model, not a curated record. Gene Ontology annotation, molecular function: inositol monophosphate 1-phosphatase activity.